This is a messenger RNA of Strongylocentrotus purpuratus (purple sea urchin), 1807 nucleotides long. RefSeq names its product TM2 domain-containing protein 2 (gene tm2d2). Bases 11 to 613 code for a protein of 200 amino acids. The record is from RefSeq and is a predicted model, not a curated record. Lineage: Eukaryota; Metazoa; Echinodermata; Echinoidea; Camarodonta; Strongylocentrotidae. The transcript is spliced from 5 exons.
UUUCUUAAAAAUGGCAGCGCCCAUGAACCUUUUCAUAAUUUUAUGUUACUUCUCCUUCCUGGUUGUCUGUCUUACGGAGGUUUCUUCGAAAAUUCUCUCAGAAAAUGACAGAAUAAUAGUUCCUGAACAUGAGGAGUGUUAUACAGAAGAAUGUGGUGUUGAAUAUAAUCCAGUGGAGCCUCUCGUGAAGUGUUCGUUUCUACCUGAUGACUUUAUAGAGUGUGAUGCACCAGAGGAUCUGAAAGGCAACGAGACACUGAGGAGAGAACUAGGCACUGGAUGCUCAAAGUACGGCAGAGAAAAAUACCAAGAUGUGCAGAAAUCACCAGUCAUCUGCAGAGUUCUCCCAGGCAUAGAGUGUCACGGAAAUAGGACAUUUAUUAAAGAUAACAUUCCCUGUUUAAAAUUUGAAGGCCAGCAUUUCAUCAGUACCCUGAUAUUUUCCAUCUUUCUGGGGUUCUUUGGAGUAGACCGAUUCUGCAUGGGUCAUGUCCCAACAGCAGUUGGCAAGCUUCUGACCCUUGGUGGAUUAGGGGUUUGGUGGAUCGUAGACAUUGUUCUGCUUGUUACAGGAGGACUGAUGCUGGCCGAUGGUAGUAAUUGGUGUCCAUAGACAAUUUAUGCAAGAAUCAAGUCCCAACAGUGGUUCCAGACUACUUGAACCUGUAAUUGAACUCAGGAUAGACUGAGGUUGGAUAGAUCUUAGGUAUAGUUCUUCUUGUCAAGUCAAGGGAGGACCGAUGCUGGUGGAUGGAAGUGAUAAGUGUCCAUAGACAAUUUCUGUAAGAAUCAAGUCCCCACAGCAGUUGAGGUAAUACUGAAUAGUCGACUCCAGACUGUUGGGUCAUCGUGGAUUGAAGAGAGUAUUCAUACUUUAAGGCUGAUGCAAGGUUUAAUGGAAAUAUUAUCUGCAGAGAAUCCUGAAUAUAAAGCAAGAGCUAACCAACAACAAUCAAACCUGGUCUUGAGGAUUGUACGUCAAAGGUUUAUCAAGGAUUAGCAAGAUUGUCAGAGAUUAUUGUGCCACAUGACUUUUACCAUUGCAUUUUAUGACUGACCAAUUAUUUACGUAAUGAAAGGUUGCCAAGUGCCUUGAUGAGAAUUGAUCCUUAUUGAAGAACUGCUGGUGAACAUCACUGCUCCCUCGCCCUUUUGCAGGAAGAAAUUGACUGCAUGAAUGUAUGCAGCACAUCACUGGGAAAUACUCUUCAGGAGUAUAAGGUGUCAUGAUUAUGUGAAUUGGAAUGGACCUUAUGAAUCACAUUAAGAAUAUACAGUGUAGAUAUUUGAGAAGCAUACACACAUUGAGAACUGAGCCAAGUGCCAUUUGUCUAACAUAAACAUUUAUUUAAAAAAAUUAGAAGAUUUUUACUGUUGAUGUAUUUGCUAAUGUAGCAGAGUGAGAUAUAUACUGAAGUAGUGCAAUAUUGUAUGUCGGUGCAGCAUUGGCAGUCGUUGUCAACGAGAAACAUGGAAGAAUACCCAUUACCGAUAGAAAAGGAAGGGCAGAGCGUGCCCGUGACUAUUAUUACACUUCUUGUGAUUCUAGCUGGUAUGAUCGCUAUUAUUUAUGCAAUGUUUAAAACAAAGACCAGAGGUUCAACAGCUAGUGAAGGAGAUUAAGGAAAGAAUUUUUUUCUACGGAACAGAAAACUAGAGCUUUCUCUCCUUGUUGAGAGCCUGAAAGGCAUUGACUCUUGUUAAUACUUUUCUUGCUCUCAACUGCUCCCUUUUCCUUUCUGUUUGGAAAAAUAAUUUUGUUCUCUCAACUUCUAGAUGUACUUUAGACAGUAUGAAUUGGGCUCCA